Molecule: messenger RNA, 1062 nt
Organism: Amborella trichopoda
Lineage: Eukaryota; Viridiplantae; Streptophyta; Magnoliopsida; Amborellales; Amborellaceae
Product: (R,S)-reticuline 7-O-methyltransferase
Molecular function (GO): O-methyltransferase activity; protein dimerization activity
Source: RefSeq, a predicted model, not a curated record
AUGGAGUUGCAGGAUGAGGAUGCAGAGGGUCAGGCUGAGUUCUGGCAGCUCGCAUUGGCUUUCGUCGACUCUCUCGCACUCAAGUGUGAAGUCGAGCUCGGCAUCGCUCGCAUAAUCCAAGAAAAAGGUGGGCUCGUAAGCCUCUCUGAGAUUGUCUCCUCGCUACAGGCUCCUUCCUCUGAUACCUCACGCCUCAUGCGAUUCCUCGUGAAGAAGCGCGUGUUCAGUGUUGAGUUGAAGCAGGGUGAGGCCUACUAUGGUCUCACUCGUCUAUCCAACUGGUUAGUUAGGCCCGGGGAAUCGGGCCUGGCACCUAUGUCGCUGUUGUUGGGCCACCCCACAAUCCUUGCGCCAUGGCACUACGUGAGCAAGUGCAUGUCAGAAGGGGGUAAGCCAUUUGAAAAGGCCCAUCAUAGGGAUUUUUUCGAUCAUAACUCUGAUAAUCUUGGAUUUGUUCACUUGUUUAACGAUGCCAUGGCGAGUGGAGCUCGGGUGGUUUUAGAGGCAUUGCUGUCUGAGCAUAAGUCUGUGUUUUCGGGACUGACUUCAUUGGUGGAUGUGGGUGGCGGCACCGGAACAGCGUUGAACGAGAUCGUGAAAGCAAACCCUCAUAUCUCUGGCAUCAAUUUUGACCUCCCGGAUGUCGUCUCCACCGCACCGAACUACCCCGGUGUGCUUCACGUCGGUGGCGACAUGUUUUCCUCCAUCCCUACUGCAGAUGCUGUUUUCAUGAAGUCGAUACUACACGAUUGGAGCGACACAGAUUGUGUGAAAAUCUUGAAACAAUGCCGGAAAGCACUCCCUAAAGGGAGAGGGAAAGCGAUUAUCGUCGAUGUGGUCUUGCGCCCUGAGGAGGAUACCAGUGCCUUCGCGGCCUCGAGAAUGGCAUUUGAUAUGGUGAUGUUCACGCUCACCUCUGGCGGCAUGGAGAGAACAGAGGAGGAGUGGAGGGUGCUGCUCAAAGAAGGUGGUUUUAGCAGAUGCAAAAUCUUUCCUCUUCCCACUCUCCAAUCCAUCAUUGAAGCUUAUCCUGACCCUGAUGAACCAGUUGUACUGCCAUGA